AUGCCCCGUCUAUUCCAAAGUCGCGCUCGUCCCUCAAGGGAACACACGAGGGAGGAGUAUCCUCAAUACCAGAACUAUAAAAAUGAUAAUGGAGACUAUGGAUACGACUACCAAAGGUAUGAUGGACGUGAACAAGAACCCCAGCAUUCCUCUUCCUGGAGCAGAGUGCUCACGAAGAAAGCUAAGGUCAAUGAAAGAACAUACCAGGGAGAAUACGAGGAUCGGCGUCGCGACGGAUGGUAUCGUGCCAACGUGGAAGAAUAUCCUGAAGAAUAUCAGGAUGACCAACUAGAUCGCGAGACCUUCUCUGACGACACGGAAUCCUUCGUAGAAAUUAUGCCGCGUAGGAGUAGCCCGAUACCUGUCGUGCAGCGCGAGAGCUCUCUGAGCCGCAUCCAGGAAGCGUUCGCUGACCAUGGUGCAUAUGAGCCGGCUUCGCAGGCGACCACCGCUGAGCAGGACACUCCACGAUAUAACUCCAGGGAGCUGGGCAGGACGGGACCUCUUGAGAUGGCGACGGUGCAGGAAGCAAGGCAAGGGCCGGUAAUGGUCAGCAGCCCACCAAAGGAAGGAAUACGGGCGGAUGUGAUGCAUCCGCCUUCGCGUCGAGAACAUCGUUCUGGCAAACGCAGAGACCCAUAUGCGCAGAGCGACUACCCACGUAACGUAACGUACGAUGACUGUAAACCGCACGAAGAGCCUCCCCCAGUAACAGUCGUUGUGGAACAUGGUAGACAUGGAGAAAAGGACACAUAUUACAUUAUUCCUGAUGGUACCCCCGUCAUAUUUAAGGACGAGGAUGGCAAUGAACUCACUCGGCUUGGUGAUUUCAGCGGAAACUACAAACCAGCUCCCAUUCGCCCGGUCAUUAUCCAGGACCAGUACGGACGCGAGAUCUGCAGAGCGGGGUUCGAAGAGGCCGGCCGAGCUUCUAAGAGUCGGUCUGAUGACGAUCUCUACUAUGAGGAUGAUAGAUCGAGCCGCCGAGGUCUAUCUUCCAACCAACGCGGAGUAGCAUCCCAAUCCUCAUCGCGGAAAUAUAAUUCGAAUGGCUAUGACGACGAGAAUCGAUACUAUUCUUCCCGCAAUACUGUUAGAGAGAGCCCCAAUGUGGUUUACAUUGACCCUUUCAGCCCGCGGAAGCAAUUCUCCUCGCCCAGCCUGUCUGAUUCGUCAAGUAGAUCUGGCUCAGGCUCUCGACGACACAAGGAUCGGUACCAUGAGACCGCGCCACGGAAGUAUGAACACGAAUCGCCGAACGUCAUACACCUCGAUCCUCGUGGGAUGAAGAAGUCGGGUGAAGGUUCUAGGUCCAAUGAGUCAGGAAGCCAGUCAUACCGCGGCCGUUCUUACAGGUAA
Molecule: messenger RNA, 1359 nt
Organism: Sparassis crispa
Lineage: Eukaryota; Fungi; Basidiomycota; Agaricomycetes; Polyporales; Sparassidaceae
Exons: 10
Coding region: 1-1359 (452 amino acids)
Source: RefSeq, a predicted model, not a curated record